UGACUUAUUAGUUGUAUCCACCAAAUUGAAUUUAAAAUACCAACAACGACAUCGAUAUCUUUACGUCGCGUGAAGAUCGCACUGUCAUUCACGAGUGAACGCCACAGCUGUUUAUCCUUUAUCACUGUUUAGCAGCCCAUGCCGCGCGCGUUUCUUUUUGUUCAACCGCGCGACAAACGCAAAUGAUGACUAAGAAACUAAACUGGGUGAAAAAAACAACAAAUUUCAUAAACGCCAUUGUCAGUGCACGUUAAAUACGAAAUACCAUGUCGGACAGUGAUUGGAAUUUCGCAUGGAACUGGACGCACUUCUGUCCUACGGGUCUGAAGCCGUUCGCCAACGAUACCAACGAUCUGUUGCCCUGCUUCCAGAAAACGCUGCUCCAAUUGCCCGUCUACACAAUUUUUGCAGCCAUAUCCGCCUACAAUUUCGGCAACCAUACGAACCAGAUAGUACGCAAUGGACUGCAGUUGCAAAUGCUAUCAUUGCGCAUAUUGUUUAGUAUUAUAUUGGCAAUAUUGCCUGUAUCCAAGAUAUUCGUAUUCCUUCGGGCAGGCAUCGAUUUGUAUGCGGUCGAUAUCUUAGUUGUCAGUGCCGAGUGCAUCAUGUGGGUAGUUCAUUGUGGUUACCUACUGAGUGCUCGGCAUUAUGGCACGCUGAGUCCUCGCGGUCCUUUGUUGAUGAAUAUCUUCUGGCUCACGGUCGUAGUGCUUGAUGGCGUUUGGUUGCGCACGAGUCGUCAUUUUGAGUGGUGGCCAUGGAGCUUGGCCACGUUGCUGUGCGAUUUCUGCUAUGCCGCCACACUGCUGCCUAAAGGUAAUGCCAUAUACUGUGCCACACCGUCUGGAAAUAGGGAUCGAGAGCAGGAGGCGUUGUUGUCCAAUCGCUAUACCUAUUUCCAUUUUGAGUUGAAUGAAGCGCUGCUUGGCCAUGCCCAGGACGAGGCCAAUUGGCUGUCGCGUUUCGUUUUCCACUGGGUGAAACCGCUCAUAAACAAAGGUGUUGCCGGCAAGCUGCGUCGCAUUGAGGACUUGUUCGAUCUGCCCGACGCACUGAACAUUACGCGCCUCAGCGAACGACUUCAUCUGGCUUUGUCGCAGUCACAGAGUGUCUUUCGUGCGCUGCACAAGUGCUUCGGCUUCGAGUUUUAUCUAAUUGGUCUGCUGCGUCUGGUGGCGGAUAUUUCCAGCUUUGCGGGUCCAUUGCUAUUGGGCGGACUGUUACGGCAGGAUGGAUCAGAAGCGGGUCAGAAAGCAUAUUACUAUGCAUUGGGUCUGUUCGGGAGCACCUUGCUGUCGGCGUUGUGUGGCUGUCAUUUUGAUUGGCGCAUGGCUAUGGUCAGCAUGAAGAUGCGCGUGGGCGUUGUCAAUAGUAUCUAUCGCAAAGCGUUGGAGGCACGGGGCGUACGUGAAGCCCGUCCAGAUAUGCUGAACUUGAUGUCUACGGAUGCGGAUCGAAUUGUUAACUCAUGCAUUAGCUUUCACUUCUUCUGGAGCAUACCAUUCAAGCUGUUCACCACGCUCUACCUGCUGUAUCUACAGUUGGGAGCCGCCUUUUUGGCUGGCGUCGUCUUUGCAGCCCUGUUGAUACCCAUCAAUCGCUGGCUAGCGAAGCGCAUUGGCAUAUAUUCCACAGGCCUAAUGACUGCCAAGGAUGCACGACUGUCAGCUACGACGGAGACCAUGCAAGGCGCCAAGCAAAUCAAGACCAAUGCCUGGGAGCCAAUAUUUAUUACAAAAAUCCGCUCACUCCGUACCGAGGAACUGAGAUUUUUGUCCAAGCGCAAAUACUUGGAUGCGAUGUGCGUUUACUUCUGGGCAACCACACCUGUGCUCAUGUGCCUUCUCACCUUUGGAGUAUCUGUGCUGCUUGGCAAUCCCUUGGUUGCCUCGACGACCUAUACAAGUGUUGCCCUACUCUACAUGCUGAUUGGUCCAUUGAAUGCCUUUCCCUGGGUGCUCAAUGGCCUGAUCGAGGCGUGGGUUUCCCUUCGUCGCGUGCAACAACUAAUGGAUGUGCCCAAUUUGGAUUAUUCAAGCUACUAUAAUCCUAUAAUGCGCACCAGUACAAUUGGAGAUGCCACACGCAGUGUGCUGGAAAUAAAAUGCGCCCACUUUGUGCAUGAUACAGAGCACAGCGAUACGGACUGUGAGACAACCAUAUCCCAGUUUCGUCUAAGUGACAUCAAUUUAGAUGUCAAGACAGGUCAACUAAUCUGCAUCGAGGGCCCAGUAGGCGGGGGAAAGAGCAGUCUGCUCACAGCCAUCAUAGCCGGGCUACAAUGCGUCGAUGGUGAAGUGUGCAUUCAAGAUUUAACCAACGGUUUUGGCUAUGUGCCUCAAUCACCGUGGCUGCAACGUGCCACCAUACGCGACAACAUCGUCUGGGGUAGCAACUUUGAUGAACAGUGGUACAAGACGGUGCUGCAUGCUUGCGCCCUGAACGAGGACAUACGUACGCUUGGCGGAGAUCUGAUAGGCGUGGGGGAAAACGGACGAACGCUGUCUGGCGGGCAAAGGGCGCGAGUUGCCUUGGCGAGAGCUGUGUACCAGGACAAGAAGAUUUAUCUUUUGGACGACGUUCUCUCCUCCUUGGAUGCUCACGUGGCUAAGCAUAUUAUACGCCACUGUUUGUUGGGCCUACUGAAGCAGAAGACACGCAUUGUGGUGACGAGAAGCACCCAACUGUUCUUCCAUGCCAAUCAGAUUCUCCAUAUUAAGGAUGGACAACUGCGACCCAGUGACUACAUGACGGAGAGCAUUGACCUGAGCGAAGAGGAGGAGGACGAGGACGCUAACGAAUUGCUGCGUCGCUCGUCCUUCGAGCUGGCUAAUGUGACAGCAGAGGAGGAUAAACGUAGUGUGGACAGCCUAUUGCUCGAGGAAUCACGUGAAUUUGGCCAUUUAUCUGGCAAUGUGUUUUCCUGCUAUUGGAAAGCUGUGUCAGCGCCGCUGGCUUUAACCGUGCUGCUGUUUGUGCUGCUCAUGCAGCUAACACGCAAUCUGAGCGAUGCCUGGCUGGCACACUGGGUCACCGAGACGACACUGGAUGGCCAUACGAAUGACACAACGCUGCAGCAUCAACUAAUACGAGCUGGCGCAUCUGGCAACGACAGCGCUGCAGCACAUACGACGGGCUUCUAUUUGGGCAUAUUCGCAGCGAUUGCUGUGACCAAUUCAUUAGUCACACUAACGCGUGCCUUUCUCUUUGCCUAUGCUGGCAUCAAGGCGGCCAUCUAUAUACAUGAACAACUUCUAAAGCGUGUCAUGUAUGCCAAGUUUAACUUCUUUGAUAUCACCUCUGUGGGCCGCAUACUCAAUCGCUUCUCCUCGGACACUAACACGGUGGACGAUUCGCUGCCCUUCAUCCUGAACAUUCUGUUGGCCCAGCUAGCGGGUUUGAUGGGCGCUUUAUGUGUUAGCCUUUAUGCCAUGCCGUGGCUGGUGUUGGUUGUUAUACCCAUGGUGCCGAUAUAUUUGAAUCUGCAGCAGCGCUAUCGCCACGCCUCGAGGGAUAUUAAACGUUUGUCGAGUAACGCCAUGUCCCCGCUCUAUACCCACUUUACGGAAACGCUGCAGGGGCUGUCCACCAUACGCAGCAUGCGCGCAAGUGCACGUUUUCAGCGCGAUUUUCAAGGCAAGCUGGAGGAGAGCACCAAGGCGCAAUUGUCGGCAGCAGCCGCUCAGCAGUGGUUGGCAUUGCGUCUGCAGAUGCUAGGCGCUCUGCUAGUAGGCGGCGCUGGACUCGUAGCGGCCCUAACGGCUUCGCAUACCACAAAUCCUGGCUUGGUGGGCCUGUGUAUUUCAUAUGCUUUGUCCAUAACCGGGCAGCUUGGGGAUCUGCUACACGCCGUUGCCGAGACAGAACAGGAACUGGUUGCAGUGGAGCGCGUUGAUCAGUACUUGCAACUGGAACCGGAACAAAAUGCAGAGGGCAAUGCCGAUCCACCAUUUGGUUGGCCUACACAGGGUGUGCUCAGCUUUAAGAAUGUGCAGCUCAGCUACAGAGAGCAUCUGUCACCAGCUCUGCGUGACAUCAGCUUCGAAACGGAGGCAUUCGAACGCAUUGGCAUUGUGGGACGCACUGGAGCUGGCAAGAGCUCUGUGCUGGCUGCACUGCUGCGUGUUGCACCACUUAGCCACGGUGACAUCUAUUUAGAUCAGAUGAAUCUGAAGGCUUUGGCAUUGAGUGUGCUGCGUGAACGCAUAGGCGUAAUUACACAGGAGCCCUUUCUCUUUGAAGGUACUGUGCGUGAGAAUCUGGAUCCUAGUCACAAGUAUUACGACUCCGAGAUCUGGCAUGCCAUCAAGAACUCGGCAGCCGCCACGUUGCUUGUCCAACAGCUGGGCGGCCUCGAUGGCCAUGUCGAUCGUGCCGGCAACAAUCUAUCCGCCGGACAACGUCAGCUGCUUUGUCUGGCACGUGCUCUGCUCAAGAACGCGAAGGUCGUGUGCAUCGACGAGGGCACGUCGUCCCUGGAUGAUGAAUCAGAUCUGUCUAUGCAACAGGCGUUGCGCAAUGCCUUCAAGAGCUGCACUCUGAUCUUUAUAGCGCAUCGUUUGCGUGGCCUGCAGGCCAUGGAUCGCAUCCUUGUACUGGAUGAGGGGCGCAUCUGUGAGCAGGGCAAGCCGCAAGAGCUGGCGACCGAUGAUAGUUCACUAUUCCACAGCAUGCUGCAAGCUCAGGACAUUAGCUUGCAGGACUUUGCUAAAAUCGAUUAAUUAUAAAAGAUCUGU
Messenger RNA from Drosophila hydei, 4736 nucleotides. RefSeq names its product multidrug resistance-associated protein 7. Gene Ontology annotation, biological process: transmembrane transport. Gene Ontology annotation, molecular function: ABC-type transporter activity; ATP hydrolysis activity; ATP binding. The transcript has 6 exons. Lineage: Eukaryota; Metazoa; Arthropoda; Insecta; Diptera; Drosophilidae. Gene Ontology annotation, cellular component: membrane. The record is from RefSeq and is a predicted model, not a curated record. Bases 267 to 4721 code for a protein of 1484 amino acids.